AUGGGAAAACAUCGUAUGAGAUUCUGUACAAACUGCUAUUGCAUUCGUACACCCCUGUGGCGUAGGGAUACUCGUGGUAGAUACGUCUGUAAUGCGUGUGGACUCUACUACAAAUUCAACACCAAAAUCAAGCCAAUUUCAGUAGAAAUUCGAAGCCACAACCUGAGGAUAUUACACAGGAAGGAAUUAGAAAAUAUGGCUGUCCACACACUCGCAUCGAUGAAACGGAGAAGAAGACGCACGAUUUAUAACGUAAACAACUCAUAG
Messenger RNA from Enterospora canceri, 267 nucleotides. The record is from the annotation of a GenBank genome assembly. Lineage: Eukaryota; Fungi; Microsporidia; Enterocytozoonidae.